AUUUUGUAUAAUAUCUGACUCAAAUCUGGUAACUUAAUUUCCUAUAUAAAUAUGCUUUAAAAUUAUUCAAAAAAUCCAGUUGUAACGGGAAUAUCGAAAUGAAGCUACGUUUAAAAUUAAACACAUGUAUUCGAGUAAUAUUAAUCGGAAUGUGUGCAAUGACCCCAAAUAUAUGGGGCCAAUCUGUGGAUUAUAACUCCUUAGGCCAAUCAGCUGCUAGCAUGAUUCAAGGAUCAGGCUCACAGGGAUCAAAAACAAUACCCACACCCAAUCAGUUAUUUUCUAUGCCAAUGCAGUAUUUAUUUGGUUUUCCAGAACAAGUGAUGUUUGGUGUUCUCAAUAAGGCAUGUUCCCUUAUUUUGGCAUCAAAUAUAAAAAACGUGUUCAUCACACCCAAGGCCGAGAAAAUGUAUUACCAAUUGAGAACCCCCUGUAAAAGCAUAAAUGUUCCCCUACAACAACCUGAAGAACUUGUUAAUCUUCCCGAAUUUGAUGUGGAUAAAAAAGUUAUCAUGUUUCUCAGUGGCUGGGCUACCAAAGGCAAUGAAAGUCACAUUCAGGAAUUGGCCAAUGCCUAUAAUUGUCGUGGUGAUUAUAAUUUUGUGUAUUUGAAUGUUGCUGAUACCAUCGAAACGCUAUACAUAUGGUCCUCUUAUAAUACAGCAGAAAUUGGCAACCUCGUAGCAGAUAGUCUUCGGAAAUUCACAGAAACUGUACCCGUGGAGAAUAUCCAUUUAAUUGGCCUUAGUUUUGGCGCCCACGUUGUAGGGGCUGUGGGACGAAAAUAUAAAGAAUUAACUGGCCAGUCGUUGCCACGUAUCACGGGUUUAGAUCCAGCUAAUCCAUGUUUUAAUAAAGGUCAAGCCGUAUCGAGUCUAUCACGUGAUGAUGCCGCAUUUGUUGAUAUAAUUCAUACCAAUCCUGGUGCCUUGGGUAAAGCAGAUUCGUUGGGUCAUGUGGAUUUCUAUGUCGGCGGCAAAGGAGCCAUUCAACCUGGAUGUUUGCAGUUUAGUUGCUCUCAUUUACGUUCCGUUGAUUAUUAUAUUGAAAGUGUUUAUCCCGGUAAUGAGGGUAAUUUUAUGGCGAAACGUUGUGAUUCGAUGCAGAGUUUCAAUGGUGGUCUCUGUGAUGGACCCGAUCAUCCAAUGGGAUAUUCAACACCACUCGAUGCGGAGGGAGAUCAUUAUUUGAAUGUCAAUCUUCAGCGACCAUAUGGAAUAAAUGCUCCAGCCAAUGCAAUGGACCACUCAAGUCACUGUGGUCUUUGUAGUAGUUAAUAGGGGUUGGAAAUGUCAUAUAUGUCCCUCAAUUAUAAAUUAAUUAUUAAUUUUUUGUAAAUAAAACUG
Musca domestica (house fly) is the source of this 1346-nucleotide messenger RNA. Its product is annotated as vitellogenin-1. Lineage: Eukaryota; Metazoa; Arthropoda; Insecta; Diptera; Muscidae. The record is from RefSeq and is a predicted model, not a curated record. The coding region runs from base 99 to 1277 and encodes 392 amino acids. The transcript is spliced from 3 exons. Gene Ontology annotation, molecular function: lipase activity.